Molecule: messenger RNA, 1560 nt
Organism: Ylistrum balloti
Lineage: Eukaryota; Metazoa; Mollusca; Bivalvia; Pectinida; Pectinidae
Product: alpha-(1,3)-fucosyltransferase C-like
Exons: 2
Coding region: 1-1560 (519 amino acids)
Cellular component (GO): membrane
Molecular function (GO): alpha-(1->3)-fucosyltransferase activity
Source: RefSeq, a predicted model, not a curated record
AUGGAUAAGAGCAUUAUUUGCAAGCAAGUGUUGGCAGGAGGGGAAGCGAUCGCACACUUGAGACAGAAAGGAUCUGACGGUAUAAAUAAAGCAAGUAGAGACCGUGGUGAUGAUGCCGUCGCAAGUCCUGGUCAAAAGGUACACGUUCAGUGCAGAAAAGACUACUGUGACCAAAAUGUGAUCCGUCAAGACAACAAUGACAAAGCAGCAGUUAGUCCAUGUGCAUUACCGUCGCUGAGAUCCAGGAAUGAACAGUUCAAUUUUAGAGAUCCCUGCUUAUUUUGUGGACAGGAUGCAAAACUAAACGACAAAAAACGAGGAAUAGACGUGUACCCUGUCCGCACUCUCCUGUUUCAAUCAGUGCUACUCGAUAUAUGUAGGCAACGAUCUGAUAUGUGGUCUUCUGAAGUGGAGAAACGAAUCAAUAUGGCGCUGGACUUACCUGCAGCGGAUGCUGUGUACCAUCAAUCCUGCAGUGUAAAUUUCAGACUCCUGCUGAUCCUGAUGAGUUUCAGCUUGUUGCUGUUGUUGGCUCUAUGUCUUUACCUCAUAGUGCUCGGAGGGACGAUUGUACCUGACCUUUACGCUAUCCCUAUGUUUCUAACAAAGCCUCCUUCUAAACCAAUGACUGUGAAACUUGUUACCUAUUACAACAAACCACCCUGGGUAAGUCUGCACGUGUUCGACAGUUGCAAGUACAAGUGUAAGAUGAUUUCGUCAUCAAACUACCACGACAGUGAUGUCGUUGUGUUCCACGCUCCAGGCAUACGCUUGAGCGAACCGCUCAGGAAGCACAAUGGUCAGACAUGGGUCUUCCAUGCAUUGGAACCGCCAUUCUUAAUUCCGCAGUUUCAAAAGUGGAAACGAUUAUUUAAUUGGACAAUGAGCUAUAGAAGAGAUGCUGAUAUAUUUUUUCCAUAUGGUAACUUUACAAAGAGAACGGACUCGGAGGUCAUUGAUGCACCAGAUAUUAUAUGGGAAAAUAAAACCAGAAAUCUUGGUUGGAUUGUUUCACACUGCGGAGUGGCAAGCCAGAGGCUUAAAUAUGGACAAAAACUUCAAAAGAAUAUUGAUGUUGAUAUAUACGGCCGAUGUGGGAAUCUUUUCUGUCCGAGAGGGAAAUGGAAAGAGUGCAUCGGACAAUAUAAAUACUAUUCAUCAUUUGAAAAUUCUCUGUGCAUAGACUACAUAACGGAAAAGAGUUUCCGAGUGUUCAGUCAGAAUAUUGAUUCGAUACCAGUUACUCGUGGAGCUCCUGACUAUUCUAUUUUCCUCCCUCCGGGAUCAUACGUGGACACAAGAAACUUCUCAUCAAUUAGUAAAUUAGGUAUUUUCUUAAAGAAGUUAUCAGACGACAAAGAAUCAUUCAAGUCUUAUUUCAACUGGCGUCGUUAUUACAAGGCUGAAGAGCUUGGCUGUGAACGCAGUUUUUGUGAGCUGUGUAGAAGAUUACACAACCCGUCCGAGAAAUACGAACAUCUGUAUGAGGAUAUUGAUGAGUGGGUACGACAGGACUCGCAACCUAGGCGCUCGUGUAGACCCGUCGUAGACAUAAUAUAA